UUUGGGCGUGUCCCACUCAAACUGGCAGAUUUCACUUCUGUGUCUUUACUGCUCUGUUUGAUGAUCGUCAGACUCUCCAGUUGUUGGAGUCUCGAACAGAGAUGAGUUUCUACAGCGAUGCUUCCACCGAGGACACGAGCGACGAGUUAGAGACUCUGGGGUGGUACCACUAUGACCUGUCCCGUCAUGCUGCAGAGGCUCUUCUCUUGUCCAAUGGGACUGAUGGAAGUUAUCUCCUCAGGAACAGUAAUGAGGGUCCGAGCUGCUUCGCCCUGUCAGUGAGGGCAAAGGACUCGGUCAAGCAUUUUCACGUGACACGCAGAGACAACACUUAUGUGUUCGGGUUCAAUGAGUUUGCAACACUCCAGGACUUUGUCAACCACUUCGCAAACCAACCUCUGCUGGGCAGUGACACAGGAACCCUCAUUGUGCUGAAGUGUCCGUACCCGUGGCGAGUGGAGGAGCCGUCCAUCUAUGAGUCUGUGCGAGUUCACACAGCGAUACAGACGGGCCGCACGGAAAAUGACCUGGUGCCGACUGCACCUUCGCUGGGCACAAAGGAAGGCUACCUGGUGAAACAGGGAGGGAUCGUGAAGAGCUGGAAGCAGAGGUGGUUCACACUCAACAGAUACGAGCUGAAAUACUUUAAAGACAAAGUGUGCACGGAGCCCAUCCGAACCCUGGACCUGAAGGCCUGCUCUGCGGUCCAGUUCGACUACUCUCAGGACAGAGUCAACUGUUUCUGUCUGGUGUUUCCUGAGAGGACGUUUUAUCUGUGUGCAAAGACGGGCGUGGAGGCGGACGAGUGGAUCAAGAUGCUGAGGUGGAAACUGUCACAGAUCAGAAAAGGUCGAUGAGAGCGGUGAGCGGACCGGGAUAGAAGCCCUCCGCUCUCAGAGGACGUCGCAUCAACUGGAUGAAGAAUAAGGAACAGUUGAAGACUCAAAGAUAACACUCGGACACACACACACACACACACACACACACACACACACUCUGAGUGUGCAGAUGUGAUGUAUUUAUUUCAUACAGAGAGGCUAACGUCUGAUGUGUUACAGCUGCUCUCUUUAGUUUUAUUACAUUUUACUCAAACAGGAAAUAGUUGGGGGACUUUUUCUUCUUAGUUAUUUCAGCAGUGAAACGAAGUGUUGUAAACUCACUGAACAACAUGUCGUCUUUUCUGAUUCCUCAUAAACAUGUGAAGUGUUAUCAAAGGAUGAAAGCAGAGAGGCUUAUUGUACCUGAAUCUGUUUAUAAAUUAAAUCUGUAGUAACGCUGUUCAGACAGAGAGGAUGUACACUACCAGUCAAAAGUUUGGAAACACCAUCUCAUCAAGUGUCUGUAUUUAUUGUAAUUAUUUGAAACACUGUAGAUUAAUACUGAA
Messenger RNA from Notolabrus celidotus (New Zealand spotty), 1384 nucleotides. RefSeq names its product dual adaptor of phosphotyrosine and 3-phosphoinositides (gene dapp1). The record is from RefSeq and is a predicted model, not a curated record. The transcript is spliced from 9 exons. The coding region runs from base 102 to 857 and encodes 251 amino acids. Lineage: Eukaryota; Metazoa; Chordata; Actinopteri; Labriformes; Labridae.